GCCUGCGCGCUGCUGCCUCGGCUCGGCCAGUGGCGGGGGCUGGCGGCGGGGGUGCCCGGUACCGCGGCGGGAAGCGGCCAUGUCGAAGCGCCUGAGGAGCAGCGAGGUCUGCGCCGACUGCAGCGCGCAGGAUCCUUGCUGGGCAUCUAUAAACAGGGGGAUUCUGAUCUGCGAUGAGUGCUGUAGUGUUCAUCGGAGUCUGGGGCGUCACAUCUCUCAAGUGAGACAUCUCAAACAUACACCAUGGCCUCCAACACUGCUGCAGAUGGUUGAAACGCUGUAUAAUAAUGGUGCUAACUCCAUAUGGGAACACUCAUUGCUGGACCCUGCCUCUGUUAUGAGUGGAAGGCGCAAAGCUAGCCCACAGGAUAAAGUGCAUCCCAAUAAAGCAGAAUUCAUUAGAGCUAAGUAUCAAAUGUUGGCAUUUGUUCAUCGCUUGCCAUGCCGUGAAGAUGACAGUGUUACCGCCAAAGAUCUGAGUAAGCAACUCCAUUCCAGUGUAAGAACAGGGAACCUGGAGACGUGUUUGCGAUUACUCUCCUUAGGAGCUCAAGCCAACUUCUUUCAUCCUGAGAAAGGAAACACCCCGCUCCACGUUGCUGCUAAGGCAGGACAGACUUUACAGGCGGAAUUAUUAGCGGUUUAUGGUGCUGAUCCUGGCACGCAAGAUUCCAAUGGAAAAACUCCAGUUGACUGUGCAAGGCAAGGUGGGCAUCAUGAACUGGCCGAGCGCCUGGUGGAAAUUCAGUAUGAACUCACAGACAGGUUAGCGUUCUAUCUCUGUGGCAGGAAACCAGAGCAUAAAAACGGACAGCACUUUGUUAUACCUCAGAUGGCAGACAGCAGUCUAGAUUUAUCAGAACUGGCAAAAGCAGCCAAGAAGAAGCUUCAGUCUCUAAGCAACCACUUAUUUGAAGAACUUGCCAUGGAUGUGUAUGAUGAAGUUGACAGGAGGGAAACAGAUGCAGUUUGGCUUGCUACUCAGAAUCAUAGUACACUUGUAACAGAGACCACAGUCGUCCCUUUUCUUCCUGUAAAUCCUGAAUAUUCCUCAACCAGGAAUCAGGGAAGACAGAAACUGGCUCGAUUUAAUGCCCAUGAAUUUGCUACGCUAGUUAUAGAUAUUUUAAGUGAUGCCAAACGAAGACAGCAGGGGAACCCUCUCACAGGUUCAAAAGAAAACGUGGAAUUGAUACUCAAAUCAAUCAGCAAUCAACAUAGUAGUGAGAGUCAGGAUAACGACCAGCCUGAUUACGACAGCGUUGCUUCAGAUGAAGAUACGGAUCUGGAAACAAGUGCAGCAAAAUCAAACAGACAGAAGAGCCUGGAUUCGGACUUGUCGGAUGGACCGGUGACAGCCCAAGAAUAUAUGCAAGUUAAAAAUGCAUUGGUGGCUUCUGAGGUAAAGAUUCAGCAGUUAAUGAAAGUGAACAUCAACUUGAGUGACGAGCUGAGAAUCAUGCAGAAAAAGCUUCAAACACUGCAGAGUGAAAAUACCAACCUCAGAAGACAGGCCACAACCAAUAUAUAUCAGGUCCAAACUGGUUCUGAGUACACAGACCCUACCAACAAUUCUUCUUUAAAGCGGCGGCCGUCUGCACGGGGUAGCAGGCCCAUGUCCAUGUAUGAGACCGGAUCAGGGCAGAAACCCUACCUCCCUAUGGGAGAGGUCACGUACCCAGAAGAAAGCAUAGCAAGACUGCAGCCUUUUCCUCCACAUAUCGGGAGGAGUGCGUUUGUGACCUCCUCUUCAUCUCUACCUUCCUUCCCCUCCACGCUUUCCUGGUCAAGGGAUGAAAGCACACGAAGGACCUCGAAGUUGGAGAAGCAGAGCAGCGUGUCUGAGAGUGACUACGAUAACCCCACCACCGCUCUGGAGCUGGAGGAGACGGGGUCAGGCAGGAAGGGCCGGCAGAGGAGCGUCAUUUGGCAGGGAGAGGGAUCCAUCCCUGAAGACGCCGACACAGCCCCCAGCUCCAGUUUGCCCAGUACAGAAGAUGUGAUUCGGAAAACUGAGCAGAUUACUAAGAAUAUUCAGGAGCUGCUGCGAGCAGCACAGGAGAACAAGCAUGACAGACCGUUAGAGCACACAGGCAUGCUCAAGCUCAGACACAGCCUCGGCUGCUUCAACAUGCUGGUUCCCUGGGCUGAGAGAGCUCCCCUGCAGCCUCUGACCAUCCCGCAGCCCAGUCCUGCCUCCUGCUAUAUACCGUGCUCCGAGAGAAUACACGUGGCAGUGACAGAAAUGGCAGCCUUGUUCCCAAAAAAACCCAAAUCGGAACUGGUAAGGACUUCCUUGCGUCUGCUGACAUCUAGUGCCUACCGACUCCAAUCCGAGUGCAAAAAAACCCUUCCCGUGGAGACGUGCCCCACGACGGACAUCCAGCUGGUCACCCAGCAAGUGAUCCAGUGCGCCUACGACAUCGCCAAGGCUGCAAAACAGCUGGUCACCAUCACAACCAAAGAGAACAACAACUGAGUCACGCUUGGCUUUUUAGUCUUGGUUUUUUAAAGGUUGAAUUUCAAAUACAGGUGUGGAACCAUUCACAUUUUUACGAGAACUAAAGGGGAAAGAAACUUUUUUUUAAAACUCAGUAUUAUUUUUGCAUGUUUUCUAACAAUUUUAUGAUUAAUUUAACCCACUGCCUUAUUUGGUGCCUGUGUUACCGGUUUAGUUACAGAUAAUAGCAUGUUGCAAAUAGCUGUGAGCCAGUAUCAUGUACCAGCGGUGUAACAAGCCCUUGCUCGAUGUUUCCUUGGGGCCGUGUUCUGCUUUCAGAUGUUGCUUGCAAAACUCUCCCUGAAGUCAGCUGUACGUAUCAAGAGGGCAGAACCUCACCUCUGCUCUCUCCGUCCUGGAGCCUCGUGUGCCGCAAUGCUGCUGACCAGGAAACCUGCAGCAACGCAGGCUUCGAGGGCACCAGCACCAUAAGCGCAGGAAGAAGGCUGUAGUCCCUUAAUGGAGUACAAGCCGAAUGUUAUCUGUUCCCAUAUCAACUGUUGUGCAAUAAUAAUACGGUUUUAGUCUGCUACCACACUAGUCGUUGUGGGCAUCCGAGCUUAUUCCGUGUAACUAUACAAGGUCUUUGUCACUUUAUCUGUUUUGGAAGGAAUUUGAAACGUAAUAGUUAUUUCUUUUAGUUGUCACUAUGCCAUUAAUAUAUGUGUUUGAUGUUACUUUAGGGCAUUAGUGGUUAAAAUAUUACCCUCUCUUUCUGAUUUAGUAAUUCAUUCUUAAGUUUCCUUUUACUGUCAGCUUCACCAUCUCAUUUGCAGCAGCACUGCUCAGGAACUCAUGAUGCGGUUUCACUAGAGGUCUCUGUGGUAAUUAACAACAAAACAAGGCAGUUAGAAGGGUGCCAGAGCAAAUGCAGCUCCGUCUGCCAUCGCAUGUAACCUCUGUACCUCAGCAGAUCCAAAUGUGAAGAGAUUUCUAAUCUCUAGGAAGUUUCAUGCAGAUCUUGCCGAAUUGGAGUGACCCGAGCUGGGCUGCCUGCGCAGAAGGGAGGUGGCAGGUGUCUGUGUGUGCUCCACGGUUGUUCGUUCCUAACAUUUCACAAAACUCUUGUCAGUCCAUGCUUAAAAUGAGAGUUCUCUGAGAGUUUGAAUUCCAUAACGGGGGGGGAGACAUCAUUGAUUUUUGCCUCUACCUGCAUCCCGUUUGGAAGCGCGUUGUCAUCCCCACGGCAGUUGUGCCAGCAGCCACCUACAGCAGCCUUGUAGUUAAGAGCAGAAACGGCAGCAGCUGAUGUGAACAUGGAGACAGCAUUCACAGAAACAGCUUAUCUGCCAUCGCCCACGCAGGGCUGCAGCGCCUCGUCUGCCCAGAGCACCUCUGCAAGGCUUUUUGGUGAAAAAACGCCACAUUUAGGUGAACAAACUACAGCUCAGAAGUUUGUCUGUUUUCAAAUCCUACUCCUUUUGUACACAUAAACGCGAAGAGCUGUAACAGUGUGGGAUUCUGGUGUGUUGGAAUGCGUUCCCUUUUUAAAGUAGUGCAGGUUUUGAGGGAGGGAAGGAGUGGAGCGAGCUGAUGACAACCCAGGAAAUUCAUGUUCUUCAUUGUGGGGUUUUUUGUUUCCUUUCUGCACUUCUGAAUUCCAAAGCUGUCUCUAAACUGGGAAUGCAGACAGGCAGGGAUUAGAAUUGCAAGACGCUUGUAAAACCAACUUCAGAACCAUGCUACUAGCGAUAAAAUACAUGGAUAAUCUUCUAGGAACUCUUAAUUUGGCAUCACUGAACAGCAGGAUGGUGGUUUUACAUCUCUCGGGACACCACUGUGUCCUUUUCUUUAACAUAUCUUCCCCGUUUUCCAGAGGGGGGUAGCACAGAGUUAUGUUGCGAGUUCUCAGUUGUUUAAACCUGUCUCUGUACCAGAACACACAGACACUUUGGUAACUGCAAGCCCUUGUUCCAGCUAUGCCAGCUUGAUUUUCCAGCCCUAACCCUUGUGCUUGUUGCAAGGCCUGGCUAUAAAAACACGUCCAACCCGUAAUUAACUUCCCUUUCUGUUCCUUCAACAGCAUUUCUGUGCUAUCCCGUCUCCAAACAAACAUCUGCUCUAGUUUGGUGGUGGUCACGCUGUGCCAUUGCUCCAGAACCAUGGUGACUCAUAUGAGACAGGUGAUUCCAGAGGUUCUCGGUAAAGCAGGAGUGCUCUGAGCUUGGCCAAUGCGCUGCAUCUGCUCUUCCCAAACAGGCAGAGCAGUUCAGAGCCAGCGCUGAGCCCUCAGUCAGACAGUCCUGAGGAGCAGGGGGAUGUCACACCCACAGCAAGAGCAGUGAUUUUCUUCUUUUACGAGUAGAUUUUUUUUUCCCCUGCAAACAAACUUGCUCUUUCUUUACAAAAUGCUGCAUAGGAAAGUAAAAAUGGGUUUGCCUUUUUCCAACCCUUGUAUUUAUCGGCAUCGUUCUGUCUGUAAAAUAUUUUGACUCAAUCUUUUGUUUACUGUAUUGCUAUAAAAUGCAAAAACCCUU
Messenger RNA from Cuculus canorus (common cuckoo), 4977 nucleotides. It is a transcript of the gene GIT2, whose product is annotated as GIT ArfGAP 2. Gene Ontology annotation, biological process: brain development; regulation of ARF protein signal transduction. Gene Ontology annotation, molecular function: GTPase activator activity; protein binding. Lineage: Eukaryota; Metazoa; Chordata; Aves; Cuculiformes; Cuculidae. The record is from RefSeq and is a predicted model, not a curated record. The coding region runs from base 80 to 2479 and encodes 799 amino acids. The transcript is spliced from 21 exons.